Molecule: messenger RNA, 3317 nt
Organism: Acipenser ruthenus (sterlet)
Lineage: Eukaryota; Metazoa; Chordata; Actinopteri; Acipenseriformes; Acipenseridae
Exons: 7
Coding region: 192-1337 (381 amino acids)
Source: RefSeq, a predicted model, not a curated record
CAACGAUCGCUGCGUUGCCUCGAGUCUAAUAGUCUGUUUAGAAUUCUGUGAUGCUGCAUCUGUAUAUUUGUUUCAAGCCGAGACAUUAAGAAAUCGUGACUGUCCCGACCAUGACGGACUGUUGGCAUGUAUGUAAACCGUCAGAUUAACCGAGUUUCACCUGAUUUGAAACUUCGCACAGCAAAUGGCCUAUGCAGUAUUGUGUGAGUGAGCACUCUGUUUGUGCUGGGGAUUCAGCACCACGAUUGCUUCAGCAGCCAUGUUCUGGGGAUUUAGCACCACGAUUGCUUCAGCAGCCAUACAAAGUGCUCGGCUUUUGUUUGCAUAGGCUGUUACUUAGCAAAAACAAAUCAACAAAACUGUUCAGAGCAUUACAUGACCUAACAACUGAGCUCUCUGACCUGAUAGCUUCAAACUGCUGUGAAAACUUUAUUACAACAUUUCAAGGCUUGCAUUUUUUUUUUUUUUUAAGUUCAUUAACUUUUUUUUUUAUAUCGAAAAUGACGUGUUGUCAGUUGCUUUGUCAGUCUGACAAUUCCACUUUUAGAAGACGUUGGGGGGACGCGAAAGGCUGUAGUCUCCCACUGAGACUAAUUGAACAGCGGGACUUUGAAGACAUCAAAAGAAAAGCGAGAGUAGGGUGGGAAAGGGAUGAUGUGCAAAGGGCAAAAAGCGCCACCACCUACAGGGGGCAGCACUGCGCCAAAACACUGGAUGAACCGACAAAGCUCAGGCGCAGACCAUGCUCCCCCACCAGGCUAAACAAUCCUCAUCCACCAGAGGUGUUUUUAGUAACCCGGCUUCAUAGCAUCCCAGGGUAUGUGGCUAAUGGACGACUGGACACAAGAGAUCCAAGAGACAAAGACAAUAAGUACCCAAGGCCAGGCACAGGUUCCUGGACACUCAGAAAAACCCAGACUAACAGAGACAAAGAGGUAUUUCAGUCGUUUGGUGAUUCUUAUUUAGCUCAAGCAGUUGACGCUGGGAAGAAACUUGUCUCUGAAGCUGGUUCAAUGAAUAAAAAGACUGAUGAUAAAGACCCACCAUCGAAGAGCAACAUCACCCAGGCCCUGUCCAAACAUAACCCCGACUGUGUUGUGUCAAGGAACCGAUGGCUGAGGAAAGCUGGGAAAGAAGAAACCAUGGCAGUAGAAAAGCUGAUAAAAACCCUUUCCAUGAACCGUAGGGCGGUUCCGACGUGUUGCCCUCACUUUCAUGUCACCAGCUUUGACUCGCUUGGGGUGAAGCCUCUGAAGCCAAAGGUUUACGAUUACCAGAUUAACCCGGAGUGGGUGACACAGCCCUGGCACACCCAGUACCGCCAGGACAGGGACUAAACCCUGCCUCCCAGAGCUUACCAACAAUAGCAUCACUAACAGUUUAAUCAACAGAGAGAAAUUAGGGGUUUAAAGCUGUCUGAAGAGGAGUGAUUUGUCUUGUAAAAUCAAUCAAACAAAUACUUUUUUGAUUUUAUUGAAGUUUUAGGAAAAAAGUUACAAAUAUGACCUUGUAUUGUAAUGUCACUGUGUACAUUGCUUUUAUUAGUAUCUCAAGCUUUACUGCUUGCUAACUGUGAAUUUCAUCCUGUGUUCUUGCUUUCUUGGAAAUAUCCCCUUUUAGCCUUGAUCCUUCCCAGGCUGGUAAAUGUUAUAACAUACUCCAGACAGACUGUGGCAUGCUUGCUGGUGAUGCUAGCAGGAGGACUGAUCCACAUUGUUAGGAAGCCUUGAUUUUACAUUCCUGUUCACUUCCAUCAACUUAAAGAACGUCUGGUAAUGGGCAUUGCUGUGACCACACACUCGCCUGCUCCUUCCUUCCUUUUUAACGAGGUGCUGCAGAUUUUGGACACAUGAUUUUGAAAUGAUUUUUGCUUUAAGAUUAAUUCAACUGAUAAACCGUUGAUCAGGUGGCGUAACAGGUCCCUCAAAAUGCUACGUCAGUUUUCUCAGUGGACGGUAUCUAGCCCUGAAUAUGGGUUUAGUUCAGAAACCACUGGGAAGAGAGCCUGAGAUGAUGCCCACACACUAGGUGUGCACAAAUAUUUAGAUUUUCCAAGUAAUUCCCUUUAACAAGUCUACAGGUAUUAAAUGAAACUGACACAAACCUGUGUAAAAUGUUUAUUUUAGCUGCUUUUCCCUCAUUUAUACAGUAACAAUCAAUGGCAAUGAACUUCAGCAUUGAGUGAUUAAAAUGUUUAACUGGAAGUACAUUUUCUUUUCACUCAGGGUGGCGACGUUUUUUGCUGCCCUACCGUGGGUGGACUGAGAAAAAACAUGUGGCAAUACUAUAAAUGCCACUGAUUCGUCACGUACAUGUGACCUUUCCUUAAUCCUACCUUAAGCGCUAAAUCACUCUUACUGAAUAAAUCACAGGUGUUACUGGGAGAUGUGUUUGUUUGUCGAGUUUAAAUUGCAGUCCCACAAUUCACUGCAGAGAUGUUGCACGCAAUAAAUGUGGAGAUAAAAUGUGGUUUUAGUUUGAUUGAUUAUGACAGGUUCGAUAUUAAAUCCCACGCCAAUUGUUAUUGAUUGGUGGUACUCAAUAGUUGUGUAGACAAGAGCAAACAAAGGAAAGGUUUGUUUUCUAUCUUUUAAAUAAGGCAUUCUUAAGCAGGCUUAAAGGGAAUAACUCAGCCAAUCAGAGUAUCUGCACAGCCCUACUAAUACCUUACAGUGCUGAAUGUCUCUGUGAUGGGGUAUGAAGGACUUGGCUACGACGCAGUAUGGAAUGCUCACCUGCUAGAAUCUUACAUUCAAAAGAUUCAAACCCUCACAAUAUUUGUUGUUUAAUCUAUUAAUUAAUGUUAUAUAUAAAAAAUAAACAAAGCAUUUUUGUGCUAAUAUAUAUAUAUAUUUCUAAGUCAAAACUAUGUUUUAAACUCCAGUCAAGUAGAUGAAUGUUUUGAAAAUGUCUUUCCAUGGACUUUCUUAUACAGCAGGUUUCACAAUACUUAACGGUCGCACCCUACGCUUAUUAUACCGUCAUUCAAGGUUUUUUUUUUUUUUUUUUUUAAAGCAUGAAGAAUACUUCAGAUUUCUUAGCAAAUUUUAGACGGUUAUUUUGUAUUUUUUAAUUUUUUAUAAGAGGUUUGCAGUGAGGUGUAUGUGCAUACAAGUAUUCUGUGUUCAGAUACAGUUCUUUCAUGCUACUCUCCCACUGCCACAAGUGCUUUUCUCAAAUGUGAAGCCAACUCCUUUGUCUUGACCAUCAUCUGCUGUGUUGCCAAAACGUUCUUAAACAGAUGUGAGAAAUAAUGACCUUUUUCUGGCUAUUGACUUUAUAAUGCAGAUUAAUUACUGUGUAGUGGUUUUCAAUCA